Oncorhynchus gorbuscha (pink salmon) is the source of this 3984-nucleotide messenger RNA. It is a transcript of the gene c8b, whose product is annotated as complement component 8, beta polypeptide. The record is from RefSeq and is a predicted model, not a curated record. The coding region runs from base 212 to 3931 and encodes 1239 amino acids. NCBI's taxonomy places the organism in Eukaryota, Metazoa, Chordata, Actinopteri, Salmoniformes, Salmonidae. The transcript has 25 exons. Gene Ontology annotation, cellular component: membrane attack complex. Gene Ontology annotation, molecular function: protein binding. Gene Ontology annotation, biological process: immune response.
UGUGGUAACCAUCCUGGAUUAGGGGACAGGGGAGUAGUCCAUAGGAACUUUAGGGAUAGUGUGCUCCAUCCUAGACCUGGAGUAGGAAGAUAGUGUGCUCCAUCCUAGACCUGGAGUAGGGGGAUAGGAGACCAUAGGAGGUAGGAGUGGAGUGAUAACCCCAUGGUGGAUCUGCUGUGAGGAGGACUGAGGACAGGAAGGACCCGGGAGGAUGUCAUCAGCCGGAGGAGAGUCAGCCAGCUUGGAGCUCCAAGCAGGUGUCAAAACCAGCACUCUGAGACGGGAGUCCAGGAGGACUAAAGGUCAGGACCGCAGUGAGGCGGGGCUGAUUAAGCGUUUCCGUGGUGAUGGCGUGCGCUACAAGGCCAAGCUGAUUGGGAUUGAUGAGGUGACAGCGGCGCGUGGGGACAAGCUGUGCCAGGACUCCAUGAUGAAGCUCAAGGGAAUGGCUACGUCGGCGCGCUCCAAAGGAGAGCACAAGCAGAGAGUCUUCCUGACCAUCUCCUUCGGGGGGAUCAAGAUUUACGACGAGAGAUCAGGGGUUCUACUGCAUCACCACUCGGUACAUGAGAUCUCCUAUAUCGCCAAGGAUACCCGGGACCACCGGGCCUUCGGCUACGUCUGUGGGAAGGAGGGACACCACCGGUUCGUGGCCAUCAAGUCCGGCCAGUCGGCAGAGCCCCUGAUCGUUGACCUGCGCGACCUCUUCACACUCAUCUACGACAUCAAGCAGCGCGAGGAGAUGGAGAGGAAGGCCCAGAAGGACAAGCAGUGUGAGCAGGCCGUCUACCAGACCAUUCUGGAGGACGAGGUGGACGAUCCAGUUUACCAGUACAUUGUGUUUGAGGCUGGACAUGAGCCCCUCCGUGGCCACCAAUCAGAGGAGAGCGUUUACCAGGUCCCUACCGCUACCAGUCAGCAGAAGGGAGAAGGGAUCUAUGACGUCCCAAAACGCCAUUUCAUGACUAACAUCAACCACUUUGAUCUGUUCGGAGAUAUGUCAACUCCACCCUCUAUUCCCCCGUCCCCGGCCAACACUCUGGACCCCAGCAGGAGCCACCGCCAGCCCCAGCACCCCCCAGAGAUGUUCACCGGCCCCUUCAGCCCCACCUCUGUCCCCUCAGGGUACAUGACCAUGGGGCCAGUCCAGGCAGCCCAGUGGGCCCAGCAGGGACCCUUCGCUGGCCAGGCCCAGACCCUGGCCUUUGGGGUGCAAGGGCCCCUCCAGGUGACCCAGGUCCUCCCUGGGGGCCAGCCCGUCAUCUGGAGCCAGGCCAACAUCUUCCCUGCCACCCAGCAGCAGUGGGCCGCCAUGGCUGCCUACAUGCCUGCCCAGGCUGUGGGGGGUCACCACCUCCCCAUGAUGGUGCCCAUCACCACCAUGUGCCCUGGGCCCCAGGGGCCCCAUGGUGACCUCUCCUCCACCCCUUCCUCGGCCAUCGCCAGCCCCCAGCAUCAGACGAUGGACCCCGUUCUGCUCCAGCAGCAGCAUAGCAUCGGUGGGGAUUCUGACGCAGGCGAAGGCCCCUCUUCGCUGGGCCUUGUCAUGGUGGGUAGCAGGUGUGGCACACCCAGGCCGAUGAGCCCUACUUCAAUGGGUCUUGGUGCCGUGGGUAGGUGUGAGACGCCCGUUGGCCUUGUCAUGAUGGCGAGGUGUGAGACGCCCGGUCUAGUGAACGUGCCCCCUGACACCCUGGUCUGUAGCCAGCUGGGCCUGGAGUCAUCAUCUGCCGCAACCCAGGAAGAGGAAGGCAGCUGUAGUGACCUUGACCUCUCUCGGAUGACCUUGAGUCCAGGCACGUCUAUCUCGCCCUCCACUGACUCAGCGUCCACCCCAGCCCCCCAACCUGGCUCGUCCUCAGACUCCGCCCCGUCCCAGGCUAGUGAUCCCCCCACAGACCACUCCCCCAUCGAAACAGAGGCCACACACCCCAGCACCAGGGAGGAUGACUCGGGCUCAUGCAACCGGGCUCGGUUUUUCUCCCAGGAAGUGACCUUUGAAACUGUAGCAGCAGGCCGUUGCCAUGACAACAUUCUGCCACAGCACACACACACACACACACACACACACACACACACACACACAGCUGAACACACUGUUGUCUCGUCAGGUCUGUGCGUCCGUCUUUAUUGGAGAUUUUUCAGAUCCACCACAACUACCAUGCUCUCUGUGUCCAUGUUAAAGCCUACAGUUGGCCUAGGCUACUGCCUCCUCAGUGCUGCAUUGUGCUUGCUCCUACUCCGUGAUGUUGCCAUAGCCGGCAGUGGCGAGGAGCCCAGUGGCGUCCGUGAGGCUCGGUCUGUGGGGACUCAGGUCGCCGUGCAGCCGGUGGACUGUGUACAAUCAGAGUGGUCCUCCUGGACGCGCUGCGAUGUCUGCAGGAAGAAGAGGUAUCGUUAUGCUAAGCUUGUCCAGCCAUCUCAGUUUGGCGGGGAGCCCUGUCAUGUCCAGGGCAAAGAGGUGGAGCCCUGUAGCCCUCCAUCUCGCUACGACUGUACACAUGAUGAAACACCUCUAUGUGAAGGCUUCCUCUGCACUUACACAGGGCGCUGUGUGCCUAUAGACCUGCGCUGUAAUGGGGAUGAUGACUGUGGGGACUGGUCAGAUGAGAAGGGUUGUCAGAAGGUGAACAAGGCCUGCAAGCAGGAGGCACAGGAGUACCAUGGCAUCGAGAACCUGGCCAAAGGAAUCAACAUACUGAACAGUAACUUAGAGGGAGUGGUCAUUGACAACAGAUACUACGCAGGCAGUUGCUUGCCUCACUACAUCCAGGACGUCAGGUUCAGGAAGCCUUAUAACCUGCAGCAGUACACACUGGAGACCAAAGGCACAUACGACUUCAAGCUGCAGUCUUUCGAGUCAUACUCUGAGUUUGUCCAUUACACCAUGACGGAGCGCUCUUCCAAGACCACGGUGUCAAUUGGCUUUGCCAUACCGGGCGUGGCCGAGUUCGGCUUCAACUACGCUGACUCCAAAUACUCCAAGUCAGAGAAGAAAAUACGCCGCGCCUCUAGGAAGGAAAACAGCUUUGUCCAGGCCAAGGCAGAGCUGCAACUGGCCCGAUACAUCCUGAAGUCAGAGGAUCUGAUGCUGCACCCGGAGUUCUUCCUGCGUCUUCGUGCCUUGCCCCAGUCCUACAACUACGGAGAGUACAGACAGAUCUACAGAGACUAUGGCACCCAUUACAUCACAGAGGCUACCCUGGGAGGAGACUACGAGUACACGGUCAUCCUGGACAAGGAGAAGCUGGAGAAGACAGAUUACUCUCUGGAAGCCUACAAGAACUGUGUGCAGAUAGGUCUGAAGGUGGGGGCCAACAUCAAGGGAGUGUAUGUGACCUUGGGGGUGGAGGGAGGCGGUUGUGAUGGUCUGCUCAAUGAAAUGGGAGAGGACACAGUGAAAGGCAGCAUGGUGGAGGACUUUGUCGCGGUGGUUCGGGGGGGUGACAGUGAGUCCAUCACCUCGCUGGCUGCCAAGAAGCUGCCCACGCCACAACUGAUGAGACUGUGGGGAGAAGCAGUGCAUUACAACCCUGACUUCAUCCGCAGCGUGACGCGGCCGCUAUAUGAGCUGGUGACCGCCAGAGACUUCUCCUCUUCUAACUCGCUGAAGAAGAACCUGAGGAGAGCCCUGGCUGAAUACCUGGAGGAGAACAGCUCUUGCCGCUGUGCCCCCUGCCGCAACAACGGACUGGCUGUUCUCAAAGGCACCAGGUGUGAGUGUGUGUGUCCAUCUGGCUACAGUGGACUGGGUUGUGAGAUCACCCAACGACCAGAUAUAGGCAUAGACGGCAGCUGGAGCUGCUGGGGUUCGUGGUCACCCUGCGCGGAACGGUCUAAGACACGGAGCCGCCAGUGUAACAACCCUGCACCUAGCAAUGGAGGCAUAGCCUGCAGAGGACUCCAGAUGGAAACUACUGAUUGUUUCUGAUAUUGUCCCGGACUCUUGAUUGAAAUAAAGAUAAUUCAUGUCACCCUUGGAAA